AUGGCGUCCUUUGAGGUCGACGAAGCCCUCAUCGCGCGCGUCACCGACUUCGUCCAAGAGUACAUGUCGCACUACGACGCCUCGCACGACUUCACGCACAUCCAGCGGGUGCUCCGUCUCGCGCAGCACAUCCAGGCGCGGACGCCCAACACCUCGCGCGCGCUCGUCACGCUCGCGGCGCUGCUGCACGACGUCGGGGACCACAAGUACCUCGCCGCGGGCGCGGACGGCACGCAGCUCGUGGCCGCCACGCUGCGCUCGCUCGGCGCCGCGCCCGCGCUCGCCGACAAGGUCCAGGCCGUGUGUCUCGGCGUCAGCUACUCGGCCGAGGUGCGCGACGGCCCGGCGCGCAUGGCCGCGCUGCUCGCCGCCCACCCGGAGCUCGCCGUCGUGCAGGACGCGGACCGCCUGGACGCGCUCGGCAUGGUGGGCGCCGGCCGCACGUUUGCGUUUGGCGCCGCGCGCGGACGCCCGCUCGAGGACACAGUGGCCCAUUUCGAGGAUAAGCUGCUACUGCUGGAGGGGCGCAUGAAGACGGACACGGGCAGGGCGCUGGCCAGGGAGAGGACGCAGCGGUUGCGGAUGAUGCAGCAGUGGUGGCUGGAGGAGACGGGCGACGAGGUUCGAUAG
This is a messenger RNA of Cordyceps militaris CM01, 630 nucleotides long. RefSeq names its product HD superfamily hydrolase, putative. NCBI's taxonomy places the organism in Eukaryota, Fungi, Ascomycota, Sordariomycetes, Hypocreales, Cordycipitaceae. The record is from RefSeq and is a predicted model, not a curated record. Bases 1 to 630 code for a protein of 209 amino acids. The transcript has a single exon.